CUGAAUGGGACACAGUUUAACACUGUCCAUAUUCUAUAUUAUUUUUUUAAUGUAAAAAACACAUUUCAUAUGACGUAAUUUCUCAUAACCAGUGUUGACAUCUCUUUUUAUUGUUGUUCAUUUCUCAACACUUUAUUUUGAAAAGCAGAAGUUUUUACGCACUGUACUUUCUCAGCGCUAACGACGUCUCCACCGAUUAACUUGUAAAACGGGCGCACUCGAAAUGUAGGAGCGGCUGACUUGACCAAGCAAAAAGAAGAGACCGCUGGCAUGAACGCAGUUGGCUAGACCGCAGCAGCAAAACAGAGGUUUACCCGUAAGCGAAUGUCUGUCCAAUAUCCAACUUCAAACUAACUUCACCGCAGUCAAUACUUUCACUUCCUCAUUGCACUCUUCGAGACAAAGAGCAGGUAACAGUCUCAGAUGAGCCUAUAACGGGACUAACUAUGGUCUGAAGCAGCUGCCUUGUUCUAUGGAGUUUUUUUCUUUACAUCUCAAGUCAGUUUUUAGUCGGAUUUAACCGGGAAACAGCAUCAAAGAGAGGUUACUUCUCCACUUGGAGGAGCUGGGUGAAAGUAUGCAGGAUGGAAAACGACUUAAGCCGGCCUGCAGGUCUGUCAACAUCACAGCAGGCUCAAACUCAGAGAGAAGCAGGACACCAAACAAUCAGCGCCCAGUCUGGAGCUGUCGCUGUCGCACCUCAGUUAACAGAUGUUAAAGCAGAGAAUAUAAACAUCACUGUCAACAACACAUAUGGCCAGUCUCCCAGCACGACAGCCAACACUGAAGCCGUUUCUGACCAAACUGAAGCAAAAAUCCGAAGGUGCCGAGAUGCACUGAAAAGUUUCCUUGAAAAUCAAACGAAGGAUCUAUCUCAGGGAACAAAGGACGAAGGAUGUUCGACCCCUUUAAACAAGAUCUAUACAGAGCUUUACAUCACAGGAGGAGGCAGUGGGGAGGUUCAUAGUGAACAUGAAGUGAUCAAGUUAGAAUGCAAAAGGAGUCCGAGUGAGGAGAAGAACAUCCAGCUCUGUGACAUUUUUAAACCUUUAGCAGAAGAAGAAAGCCCUCCUCAGAGAGUUCUGACGAAGGGAAUCGCUGGCAUUGGAAAGUCGGUAGCUGUGCAGAAAUUCACUCAGGACUGGGCGACCGGAGAAGCCAAUCAAACUACUGACUUUGUAUUUCCAUUCACAUUCAGAGACUUGAAUUUAAUAAAAGAGGACUGUUCUCUUGUGUCGUUAAUAAGUUCCCAUUUCGAAGAAGUGGAUGAUUUGGAACCAUCAGACUACAACAGUUCAACUGUUUUGUUCAUCUUUGAUGGCCUCGAUGAAAGCAAAUUACCUCUGGAUUUCACAAACAAUGAGAUGUUCCGAGAUGUUUCAAAGCUGAAAACAUUAGACGUCCUGCUUACAAACUUAAUCUCAGGGAACCUGCUGCACAAAGCCUCGAUCUGGAUCACAAGUAGACCAGCUGCAGCCACUAAGAUUCCUCCUGAGUUCUUCAACAGAGUGACCGAGGUACGAGGCUUCAACGAUGACCAGAAGAAGGAGUACUUUCAGAAGAAAGUUACUGACAAAAACAUGUCUCAGAAGAUACUCAAUCAUCUUCAGUCAAAGCCACUGAGAAGUCUCUACAUCAUGUGCCACAUCCCAGUCUUCUGUUGGAUUUCAGCCUCGACUCUCCAGAAUCUCUUAACAGAAACUCACAAAGGUGAGUUGCCAAACACUCUGACUGAAAUGUACACACACUUCCUGAUCAUCCAGAUGGAGCUGAAACACCAGAAGGAUUAUGAGGAAGGUGAAUCGGACAAAGAAGUCAUCAUGAAAUUGGGAAAGCUGGCAUUUGAACAGCUACAGAAGGGCAACAUCAUCUUCAAGAAAGAAGACUUGAAACGGUGUGAGAUUGACUUGAAACAAGCUGCAGUUUUUUCAGGAGUUUGUACAGAGAUCCUCAGAAAAGAGUCUGGACUUCACAAACAAGAGAUUUACUCUUUCAUACAUUUAACUGUUCAUGAGUUUCUUGCAGCUCUGUAUGUCUUACAGACCUUCAUCGAUAGGGGAGAAAAUCUGCUCACCAACCUGACAAAGAAAACACAGUUUCCUCUUUUCCGCCGACAGACCUUCAGAUCCAGCAGAGUAAAUCUGCUCACCAACCUGACAAAGAAAACACAGUUUCGUCUCUUUCCCCUACAGAAGAGCGCAGUGGAUCUGGCUUUGGACAACAAUCUGGGACAAUGGGACUUGUUCCUGCGCUUCCUGCUCGGCCUGUCACAGGAUACAAGUCAGAAGCUUCUUCAGGAAGAAUUGGAAUUCAAAGGAAUUCUUCAACAGAGCAACAAGAAGACAAUCGACUACAUUCAAGAGAAGAUCAAGAAGCUGUCCAACCACGACAAGAGCAUCAAUCUGUUCCAUUGUUUGAAUGAGUUGGGUGACCGGUCUCUGGUCGAGCAAGUCCAACAGUAUCUGAGCUCAGAAGAUGCUAGUAAGCUGUUACCUGAACACUGGUCAGCUCUGGUCUUCCAGCUGCUCGUUUCCAAUGAUGACCUGGAUGUCUUUGACCUGAAGAAAUACCACAGAUCAGAUGAAGCUCUGGAGAGGCUGCUGCCAGUGCUCAAAGCAUCAAAGACAGCUUUGUUGAGUGACUGUAACCUCACAGACAGAUGUUGCAGAAAUAUUUCAUCAGUUCUCAGCUUGAAGUCUUCUGGUCUGGAGGAGUUAGACCUGAGCAGAAACAGACUGCAGGACUCUGGACUGAAGCAGCUCUCUGAAGGUCUAAAAAGUCCAGACUGCAAACUCCAAACACUCAGACUGGUUGACUGUGAGUUUACAGAGAGAGGCUUUGCUGCUCUGACUUCCAGUCUGAAGUCAAACCCCGCCCACCUGAGAGUCCUGGAUCUGUCAGAUAAUGACCUUAGAGACAGUGAUGUCAGAGACCUUUGUGAGUUCUUGGCAGAUCCACGUUGUCGACUGCAGACACUGAACCUGAAGUCCUGCUGGUUACCAGCAGAGAGCUGCCGGUCUUUGACCUCUGACCUCAGAGCCUCCUCUGCUCUCAAAGAGCUCGACCUGAGCCGGAACUACCUGGAGGACCAGGGGGUGGAGCUGCUUUCUGAUUGGCUGAAGAAACCCCAGUGUACACUGGAGAUACUGAGACUUGCUGGCUGUGAGUUUACAGAGAGAGGCUUUGCUGCUCUGACUUCCAGUCUGAAGUCAAACCCCGCCCACCUGAGAGUCCUGGAUCUGUCAAGAAAUAACUUCACAGACAGUGAUGUCAGAGACCUUUGUGAGUUCUUGGCAGAUCCACGUUGUCGACUGCAGACACUGAACCUGGACUCCUGCAGGUUACCAGCAGAGAGCUGCCGGUCUUUGACCUCUGACCUCAGAGCCUCCUCUGCUCUCAAAGAGCUCGACCUGAGAGUGAACUACCUGGAGGAGCAGGGGGUGGAGCUGCUUUCUGAUUGGCUGAAGGAACCCCAGUGUACACUGGAGAUACUGAGACUGGCUGACUGUGAGUUUACAAAGAGAGGCUUUGCUGCUCUGACUUCCAGUCUGAAGUCAAACCCCGCCCACCUGAGAGUCCUGGAUCUGUCAGAUAAUGACCUCAAAGGAAGUGAUGUCAGAGACCUUUGUGAGUUCUUGGCAAAUCCACGUUGUCGACUGCAGACACUGAACCUGAAGUCCUGCAGGUUACCAGCAGAGAGCUGGCGGUCUUUGACCUCUGACCUCAGAGCCUCCUCUGCUCUCAAAGAGCUCCACCUGAGCCAGAACCACCUGGAGGACCAGGGGGUGAAGCUGCUUUCUGAUUGGCUGAAGAAACUCCAGUGUACACUGGAGAUACUGAGACUUGCUGACUGUAAGUUUACAAAGAGAGGCUUUGCUGCUCUGACUUCCAGUCUGAAGUCAAACCCCGGCCACCUGAGAGUCCUGGAUCUGUCAGAUAAUGACCUCAAGGACAGUGAUGUCAGAGACCUUUGUGAGUUCUUGGCAGAUCCACGUUGUCGACUGCAGACACUGAAGUUGUCACACUGCACAAAGAGACACUGUGAGUAUCUGGCCUCGGCUCUGAGGUCAGACACUUCACAUCUCAGAGAGCUGGAGCUGAGCUGCAGUGAUCCAGGAGAAUCAGGUCUGAAGCUGCUGACAGACAUAAAGGAGGACAAACGUUACAGCCUGCAGACACUGGAAGUGUUAGAUGGGUUUAUUUGAACAUGAACGUUGACCAAAAAGAAACUAAUGGAUCAUUAUCCUACUUUAGCCUGAAACAAAUGAACUGAACUACAAAGUGUGUGUCACAGUGACCUCAGAUGCAUCCUGAUUCUUCUCUCCUUAAAGAAUCAGUGCUCAUCAGGAGGGGAGGUUCUAGUGAGGCAAUAAGGUUAUUAAACAUGAAAUAAUUAUUGUUUAUGACUACCUACAUUGACAGACACUUUUCAGAUGACAGGACAAUCAGCACCGGUUCCCCUCAAGGCUGCGUCCUUUCUCCUCUGCUCUACUUCCUGUUCAGGACUGUCCUCCCUUUAGAAGCGAGGUUGUUUCUACAAGCUCUCGUGCGCCCUCUCGCGGCCAUAGUAAUUAUGAAUGAAUGAAGUGGUUUUAGGCUGGUAGAUAUCCUGCUAGCAUAGCCAGUUCACUAUAACGGUGCGCUAUCUUUCUAGACGAGGAAUGUGCCAGUUGUCCACGGCAGAUGACAUCACCUAUUUACUCUCCUUUUGUCAUAAAUGCAGGCAUGUAUGACAUUAUGUUUAAUAUGUUCUUCUACAUGAAUUAAGUUUUUGUUCCAUGUUUGGAAGAACAGUCCACUGGAAAAUUAUUUUUUAUUUGACAAUAUAUUUUUUCGUAUUAUAAGAGGCAAAUUUCAGUUUAAAUCACUUUUUUUUCUAAAAGCCAAUAAACGAUCAAUGUAUUACUUUUUAGAUGCACUGUAUUUUUGUGUAAAAGAAAUAAAGAGACAGAGGAUUAUCAAUAAGACCGGGAAUACACCAGUUGUCCACGGCAGAUGACUUUACCUAUUUACUCUCCUUUUGUUAUAAAUACAUAUACCAACAAAUCCUGCUAUUACCAAGAGCUGAGCAGUGUAAAGUUGUAAAGAGUUCUCAUUUAACACAAGACACAACACAGAGGUCACAUAUGGAAAGUCAGAGGGGCAUACUAUAUUGUGUGUUUGAAACAUUUGAUUGGCGACAUACAGACAGAGACAGUAACACGCUCUCUUUGCAUGGCAGAGCACAGUCUGUGAGGGAUUGUGCAAUCUAAGGUGAUGCUCAGCUUGCUGCUGCCACAAAGUGCAUCUCUUCCCCGUAUUUGAACGGGAAAUGAUAAAAUUCAGUGAUUUUUAGUAAGAUAAAAAACAAUCAUAAUUGUUUAAGUUAAAUGGAAAAUUAGUUUUUAGUUCAAAACAUUUGAUAAAUAUAACCAUUUCAUUUAUUGGUUUAUUAUAUAUUUUAUUUUUCCCAUGCCUCUCCUGACAUAUCACUGCCUCUUUCCACUGUUGCUCCUCCUCUUACUGCAGCUCUGCUGUUUGGUUUCCUCCCUCUGAUUUAAACAGUUAUUGUGAAAUAGCAGAGUGCUCUAUGGAGCGAAGGAGGUGCUAAACCUAACAGGUAGGAGAAGGAAAGUUUUAGAAAAGGUGCAGCUUACCUUUUAUCGUUUGUGUUUAAAGUCUCAGAUGCCUCAGGUUUACAUCAACCAGAUGAGAGUUUAGUUUAUUGGACACAAUAACAGAGACUUCACAGGUAUGGCAUGAAAAUUAGAGCAUCAAGUAAUAAAACAUGUGUCUAUACAAAUUAACUUAAUUCCUUUUCAGAAAUAUAGAAUAUGUAACUCUGGUUAGCUAAAAUAUCAUGAUAACAAAGAAAAAACUGUUUAUACCUGUUUUCUGUCAUGUUGUAUGGGGCUGCAACAAUUAUUUUCAUUAUUAAACCAAUCUUUCAAUCAUUUCCAUGACUAUUCAAUUAACCACCUUGACAAUAAAAUGUAAG
Messenger RNA from Centropristis striata (black sea bass), 5977 nucleotides. RefSeq names its product NACHT, LRR and PYD domains-containing protein 12-like. The transcript is spliced from 14 exons. The coding region runs from base 585 to 4205 and encodes 1206 amino acids. NCBI's taxonomy places the organism in Eukaryota, Metazoa, Chordata, Actinopteri, Perciformes, Serranidae. Gene Ontology annotation, molecular function: protein binding. The record is from RefSeq and is a predicted model, not a curated record.